AUGGAACAAGAAGCAGAACAUCCUGUUCGAGUUCAAGGAGGGAGCUCAGAUGGUUCGGAAUCAGAUCUAGUUAGUCGGGUAAGGAAGCUUCUGUUUCGCCGAAUGUUGAUUGGGAUCAAAGAUGGAAGAUUCUUCUUGGGUAACUUCUAUUGCAUUGACAAGCAAGGGAAUAUUAUUCUUCAGGAUACCGUGGAGUAUCGUAGCACUCGACGUUCGUCACCUUCUCCUAUGGAACAGAGGUGCAUUGGUCUUAUUCUCAUUCCUUCUUCUUGCCGCACGUCCUGUCAUGUGGAUUUAUCUGUGGAUGAACAAUUGUCACUUCUAUCAUUUAAUGAAAAAUGA
This is a messenger RNA of Lathyrus sativus (Indian pea), 342 nucleotides long. Lineage: Eukaryota; Viridiplantae; Streptophyta; Magnoliopsida; Fabales; Fabaceae. The record is from the annotation of a GenBank genome assembly.